AUGGCGACAACUACAGAUAAUGCAGCUCAGCUUAUAUUUGCACCGAAUGUCCUGCACAAUCAAGCGCUGACAUCUGUCAAAUUCCUGUCUUCUUGCUUCGCUGGCGCUGUUUCAGGAAUCCUCGGACUAGAGAACUGGCUAGGAUUCGCACUGUUUAUAGCAUCCAUCGUUUCAACCUCAUUUAUCAUCUACGCCAUAAACUGCAGAGGGAAACCUGCCAAGUACUUGCCUGGCGGACUUGGGGAGCUGGUCAACCCUGGCCAAGACAACAUCUUCACAUUUAUUCUUGUAUGGACACUGUUUUACGAAGUGGAGCUCGCUAGUCAUCUCAUCGGUAAAGCUUGA
This is a messenger RNA of Suillus clintonianus, 345 nucleotides long. RefSeq lists its product as uncharacterized. Gene Ontology annotation, biological process: autophagosome assembly; protein folding in endoplasmic reticulum. Gene Ontology annotation, cellular component: endoplasmic reticulum; membrane; EMC complex. The record is from RefSeq and is a predicted model, not a curated record. The coding region runs from base 1 to 345 and encodes 114 amino acids. The transcript has 2 exons. NCBI's taxonomy places the organism in Eukaryota, Fungi, Basidiomycota, Agaricomycetes, Boletales, Suillaceae.